AUGGCGCCCAAGAGAAAGGCAGAGCCGCAACAGCGACCGGCCGAGGGCCGCUCUGACUCCAAAAGGCUCAAGGCUGGCCGAGCCCAAAAUGCCGUCAGGCAGUCGGUCCUUCUACAGUACUACGACAAUGCGCAGAAUCUCCGCGAAUACCUGCUGUCUAGGCUCCCGAGCUCAUCCAGGCUUCGCCGCAAGAAGAUUGCCUCCAUUGGACUAUCACGCACAUCCCUGGCCAAAGAAGCGCUCCCGGCAGAAGCCGACCUGUCAAAACUGCUAGACUCGACGCUGUCAGGUGGCUGGCCCAGGCAUCUUCUCUGCGAUGGCUUCCGAAGAUACGCGCAAAACGCCGGCAACCCGCGAGAGCCCAGAAAUGGCGAAUGGCCGUCCGGUCUGUACCCGGUUCAUCCCAACCAUUUCGUCCAGACCCUCAAAGCUUCUCCGUGGCCGCAGCUUCUCAUGCUGUUGGGGAAAUCAGGCGAACAAAUCAUGAUUGACCUUCUCAUUGACACGGCCAUUUUCCUCCCUGCGCAAGCGGGUGUAGGGAACAUGUACCAGCUCAGCGGUACGCCAAUGUUCGCUGCAGACACGGCAAGAUGGGAGCCGGCUGCGGCACAGAAGCCUGCAAAGGACUCGAAUCUUGAAGACGAGAGGCUGCCGUCAGAGCUGCCAUUCAUGAGGAAUCGCAUGCUGUAUGCUCGGGCUGCUCUCACUGGCCGCGGGACUGUUCACUACGGAUUCAGGCAUAUACAUGUUCUCAGCCGUUGCCCAAGGGUGACAGAUUGCGCCCAGGCCGACCCAGAUCAAAAGACGCGGCUGGAUCAAAGCAAUGAGCAGAACACGCUCAAGGUGAUGAUGUACAUCUUCCCUCGUCAGUUUGGACUGCACAACGUUUUCAACUCCAAGGUCGACCAUCUCAAGACCGCCCAGAAGCUCCCUGACUACACCCUCCGCGAAGAGGAGAUCAACUCGCUGUUCAAGGAUCAGAAGAUUCGAACGCCGAAAAGGCUACGAGGAGACGUCAAACGACUGGUCGAGCACUUGCAAUCGCUUCAUGGUCGCUGCGCGUACGCCGAACUGCUGCGUCACCACUGCCCUUCUGCAAUCGAUGGCACGACUCGGAAAUCUGCGCACAAGAAGCCGGCCAAGCCGUCAGGCACGCAGCUCUCGCUCACCUAUACACAGGCGACAGCACCCGCCAGUCGAAGCGCCGUCACGACAAAGCAUCGCCACAAAGCUCGGCAACAGGCCCCUUCGAUACCAACGAUCAAGUUCGAUGCCGUCACUGAUCUGGCGACGCCGACACCCCACGUGUCCGCCUUUUGCCGCGCCGUGCUGGCCAGACUCAUACCAAACGAAUUCUGGGGCAGCGGUCCUGAUCAAGCACAUAAUCGUGAUUUGGUCUUCAAGAGAGUUGACCACUUUGUCAGACUGAGAAGAUUCGAAAGCAUGUCCCUUGAGGAGGUGACUGACGGGAUAAAGGUCACAGCCAUGGAUUGGCUGGCACCACCAAAACUGAAAGGCAUGAAGACCAGCCAGUCGGACAUGAAGAAGCGGCUCGAGAUCCUGCACGAGUUUCUCUACUAUGUUUUUGAUUCCAUUUUGAUACCCCUAUUGCGCAGUAACUUUUACAUUACGGAGUCGAGCUCUCACCGCUAUCGGCUGUUCUUCUUUCGCCACGACGUAUGGCGUUAUGUGGCCGAACCAGCCAUGGCGACGCUAAGAGCGAACAUGUUGGAGGAGAUGAGCCUAGGCGAUGCAAACCGCAUCCUUGCAUCGAGGAGACUAGGGUUCAGCCGCAUCAGACUACUCCCCAAGGGCAAAACCAUGAGACCCAUCACAAAUCUGCGGAGGCGGGCAGUUGUCCAAGGGAGAAACGCACUUGGGCCGAGCAUCAACUCCGUCCUCGGUCCUGAGCGUAACACAUCCAAGCUCGGCUCGUCCAUGUUCUCCGUGGGCGACAUUUACACACGGCUCCGUUCAUUCAGCGCAAGCUUUGGCGAGGCAAGUCCGACCUUUUACUUUGCAAAAGUGGACGUGCAAUCCGCCUUCGACACCAUCCCUCAAGAUGCCGUCGUUAGGCUCAUGGGAGGCGUCCCGAGCCAAGCGCAGUAUGUUAUCAAAAAGCACCUCGAAGUCAAGGCCGGUUUGGUGGACCCUCGGCUCCAAAGGCGCCCUGCUUCGAAGCUUACAAGGCGAUGGCACUCGCUCGCCAGCACCCGAGAUGACCCAGCCGGCUUUGCGCAGGUUGUCCAAGAGCGCCUCGGCCCAAAGAGAAAGAAUGCCGUGUUUGUGGGUAACAUUUCGCGGAAAGAGCACGCGACAAAGUACCUCAUGGAGUUGAUGGAGUCGCACAUCCAGCACAAUCUCGUCAAGGUCGGCAAGAAGUACUACAGGCAGAAGAAGGGCAUCCCGCAGGGUUCUGUCUUGUCAUCGGCUCUCUGCAACUACUUUUACGCCGACCUCGAAGCAGAGCGUCUUACUUUCCUUCGCGGCAAGGAUUGCCUGCUUCUGAGGCUCAUUGAUGACUUCCUCCUCAUUUCGACGAGCCAGAAGAAAGCCCGCAAGUUCGUCAUGGUCAUGCACGGUGGUAUUCCCGAGUACGGCGUGGCAGUCAACCCCAACAAGACGCUGGUCAAUUUCGAUCUGGAGCUUGGCGGCGUGAAGGUAUCCAGGGCACUAAAAGCGAGCCCAUUUCCCUACUGUGGCUUGAGUAUUGAUUGCAAAACGCUUGACAUUAUCAGGGACCACGACACGGCGAAGGGGGCUGCAAUCUCGAACGCCCUGACUGUCGACUACGGAGUCAAGCCAGGGCAAAACUUCCAGAGAAGGGUCCUGAACGCCUUCAAGAUCCAGUCCCAUUUGAUGUUCUAUGACACCCGACACAACACGCUCGAGACCGUCUUCUGCAACCUCCACAAGGCCUUCACGGAGACGGCAGAAAAGAUGCUGGCUUACUGGCGCUGUCUGCCUGCUGCGAAGCGACCCAGAAGCCGCAUGCUCACGCAAACCAUCAACAGAAUCAUCGACGUGGCAUUUGUGCUCCUCACAGGCAAGGCGAGGAAAGAGAAGCACCCGGAUUACAGCUGCGCCAUGGAGAAGACGCACGUUACCUGGCUGGCACUUGAUGCCGUGAGAAAGGCCUUGCUGAAAAGGCAGGCGAACUUUUCACCGGUCCUUGGGUGGAUUGAUGCCGAGCUGAGCAGACUCGACACAGCGAAGACUGCACGGGUAGAGAAGUACAUUAAGUAG
This is a messenger RNA of Colletotrichum chrysophilum, 3246 nucleotides long. RefSeq lists its product as uncharacterized. Gene Ontology annotation, biological process: telomere maintenance via telomerase. The coding region runs from base 1 to 3246 and encodes 1081 amino acids. Gene Ontology annotation, cellular component: telomerase catalytic core complex. The record is from RefSeq and is a predicted model, not a curated record. NCBI's taxonomy places the organism in Eukaryota, Fungi, Ascomycota, Sordariomycetes, Glomerellales, Glomerellaceae. Gene Ontology annotation, molecular function: telomerase RNA binding; telomeric repeat DNA binding. The transcript has 8 exons.